Paramisgurnus dabryanus is the source of this 2635-nucleotide messenger RNA. NCBI's taxonomy places the organism in Eukaryota, Metazoa, Chordata, Actinopteri, Cypriniformes, Cobitidae. The record is from RefSeq and is a predicted model, not a curated record.
GGGCGUUCCAGAUGAAGCCCCGAUUCGAGGCUUGUAUCGUUUCCGUGAAAAUCACGUGACGAUGACAAACGAGGCCUCGUUUUCUGUUGAAUACGUCAUUGCUUCACUCUGAGUAUCGCCUCCGUAAAAAAAUGGUUCGAAACUCGCGCCUCUUGUGGGUUUUGCAGUACGUUUGCAUUGGUGUUGAGGUGUUGGUUGUACGUAGUGGCGAGUUUGUAGUGAGUUUGUAGUAUAGUUAUCAUUAUAUAUCAUAGCCUGUAUUAUAUAUUAUAUUACACUUAGUUUAGACGAUUAUUAGAGUAAAUUAUACGUAGCAUAGGAAAGUAGAUUAGUAGAGUAAAUUAGCAUAUAUCUAGUUCUAAUACCUAUAAUACGUAAUUAUUUUGCUAUAUAUAUUUUGAUAUAGCCUAUAUUAGUAGUAGUUUUAUUAUUAUAUAUAGUAUUGCUGUUAUUAUUUAUUAUUAUUAUAAGACUAUACUGUAUUAGGGAUAGCCUAGGAGGACUGAGGAUCCAUUGGGAUAUUGAAACAAACAGAAGCUCCAAUAUCCCAAUUUAUAUAAGCUGGCACUGACCUUCUUAUGUUGUCCAGCAUCAUCAGUGCCCUGUGAAAGGGUGUUUUCUAAGGCUUGAGAGGAGCUUUCUAAAAAGAGAAACCGCUUCAAUCCAAAUACUGUUAAAAACUUUUGUUUUAAAUAAAAACCAGUAAACACUUUUCUGUGUUGCAGUUUGCUGUUUCACACUUCCAGUUCCAUAAGCAUUGCACUAUUGCACCCCUCAGUUCAAUAAGCAUUGCACUAUUGCCUUCCCAGUCAGCACUGCACUCAUAAUAAUUUAUUUACACUCAUUCGGGGCAUUCAUGGUUAUCAAUAACCCAAAGAACUACUGAACAGUUGAACACAAAGAUGUGUAUGUAUGAGUUGUGUGUGCAUUGGUUAACACAAGCAGAGUAAAAUACUUUAUUUAAUACACAGGCAAUAGAUAAAGCCCACACAAUGACAAUUUGGUUGCUCAGAAUGAAUAGAUUUGUGUGCAAUACAUUGCUUUCCACAGCAGGUGUCACUAGAGAGCACACUGUUCACGAGGCUUCGGGUAACUGAACCUUUUGGCGAACCAAUGGGCUGGAAAGCCUCAGUGGUUCAGGAAGCCUCAUUUGGCCAUCACUAGAGACUAUAAUCCAACUGGUGACUGCAGCAAACAUGAAAUGAGGAUCUGACGACAGACAGAGAGAUGAGUGAGUAUUUGUAGCUGAGUGGAGAUGAGGAUCAGCUGGAGCGAGACAAUCAACACACAGGUGACAACAAUCAACUAAACGAGCACAUGGAGACUACAGGUAAUUUGCCAAUCAACCAUUUAACCAAUGAAGUUUGGGAACAUGAAAUCAGAGCCACACUUGUGGAUCAUGUCAUAAAUCGUGGUUUUACAAUGGAAGAGGCUGGUAGAAGAGUGCAGCCUAAUGUAAACAGGUCCACAGUGUCAUCAAUUGUGCAAACCUUUCGUAGGGAAAACAGAACUGCACAACAACCUCAUGCUGGUGGCAGAGCAGCAGUAUUUAACCACCAGCAAGAACAAGAAAUUUGCAACAUGGUCAUAGCCAACAAUUCCAUCAGGCUAAGAGAGAUCCAAAGUGCAAUCAUAAAUGAGAAUAAUGUCUUCGCAAAUAUAGAUUCUGUCAGCAUUUCUACCAUAGACAGAGUUUUGAAAAGACAUCAAAUCUCUGUGAAACAACUCUACAAGGUGCCAUUUGAGAGGAAUAGUGAAAGAGUAAAGAACCUGCGGUACCAGUAUGUCCAGAGAAACAUGGAGUUAGAAGGACAUGAAACACUCCAUAUUCUUGUUUUUGUGGACGAGGCCGGGUACAAUCUGUCCAAAGGCCGGAGACGUGGUCGCAAUCUCUUUGGACACCGAGCCACAACUGACACACCAGGCCAACGUGGGGCCAAUAUUACAAUGUGUGCUGCCAUUUCAGAGAAUGGUGUGCGCACACAUAUUCCACACAUUGGGCCCUAUAAUACCCAACUGCUCCUGGCCUUCCUAGACACACUUUACAGAGACCUGAUUCCAGAACAAGAAGGGGUUUAGUUAGACCACAUUGGCCUAAUUAUGUUGUUGUCUGGGAUAAUGUCAGCUUUCACCGAACCAACAUUGUUAGGGAGUGGUUUGCUGCACAUGAAAGGAUAACAGUGGAGUUCCUUCCACCAUACUCUCCAUUCCUAAACCCAAUAGAAGAGUUUUUUUCGGCUUGGAGGUGGAAAGAAUAUGAUCACAGACCACACGAUCAGUUGUCUCUGUUGGAUGCCAUGAAUGCUGCAUGUGAGGACAUCACAGCUGAUCAUUGCAGAGGAUGGGUGCGGAAUUCAAGGAGAUUUUUUUUCCCCGGUGCAUGGCAAUGAAAAAACAUAAGAUGUGAUGUGGAUGAAAAUCUUUGGCCUGACCAACAAGAGCGACAGGAUGUCCAACAAGAAUAAUUUGUUUUUCAUUGAGGUUAUUUUAGUUAUUUUCUAUUGUAUUUUUGUUGAAACAUAAAAAAUAUGAAAUGUACAGCAAUUGGACAUGGAAGAUUUAGGUAUGUAAUAUGUAAAAUGUGUAUGUAAUACACAUAAAAUAAAUGAAGUGAAUAAAUAGAAAUGGUAAUUUA